This is a messenger RNA of Musa acuminata subsp. malaccensis (wild Malaysian banana), 1038 nucleotides long. RefSeq names its product 14-3-3-like protein D. Lineage: Eukaryota; Viridiplantae; Streptophyta; Magnoliopsida; Zingiberales; Musaceae. Gene Ontology annotation, biological process: intracellular protein localization; signal transduction. The record is from RefSeq and is a predicted model, not a curated record. Gene Ontology annotation, cellular component: cytoplasm.
CUGUCGCCGAAGACCCAAGCCUUGGAAGACGAGGAUGAGGAAGAGGAACAGAUCGAUGCGAUACGACCUCCCAUGGCGUCGCAGAGAGAUCGCGAGAAUUACGUCUACAUCGCCAAGCUCGCCGAGCAGGCCGAGCGCUACGACGAGAUGGUGGACGCGAUGAAGAAGGUGGCGAGCCUAGACGUCGACCUCACCGUGGAGGAGCGAAACCUGCUGUCGGUGGGGUACAAGAACGUGGUCGGGGCGCGGCGGGCCUCGUGGAGGAUCCUCUCUUCGAUCGAACAGAAGGAAAAGGCCAGAGGCAAUGAGCAUCACGUCAAGCAGAUCAAGGAGUACCGGCAGAAGGCGGAAUCGGAGCUCUCCGGCAUCUGCAGCGACAUCAUGACCUUGAUCGACGAGCAUCUAAUCCCGUCCUCCACCGCCGGGGAGUCAUCGAUUUUCUUCUACAAGAUGAAGGGAGAUUAUUAUCGCUACUUGGCAGAAUUCAAGACUGGCAAUGAGAGGAAGGAGGCUACAGACAAGUCUUUGGAAGCAUAUCAGGCAGCUACCAGUACAGCUGAGGCAGAUCUGCCUCCUACACACCCAAUUCGCCUUGGUUUGGCAUUGAAUUUCUCUGUGUUCUAUUAUGAGAUCAUGAACUCACCUGAAAGGGCUUGUCACCUUGCCAAGCAAGCUUUUGAUGAAGCAAUUUCUGAGCUGGAUACAUUGAGUGAGGAAUCGUACAAAGACAGCACAUUAAUUAUGCAACUUCUGAGGGAUAACCUCACAUUGUGGACCUCUGACAUCCCUGAGGAUGGAGAGGAUACUGCAAAGAGCGGUGCAGGUGAAGAUGCACAGUGAGUUCAGCCAACUGUAGGGUCAGAACAGCAAAGAUAAAUUCGCCAUUGAAGUACAUUGUGGCAUGUAUGGGCUGGUCGAGGGUAAUCUUCAAGUACUAGCUUUCCUUCUCGUGCCUGUAGUGAAUAUUUAUGUUGCCGUUGGAAUUUUAUCUCAAUGGAAUGGCUUUGAAAUCUACUGGCGCUGAAUCUGAUUCCUUCA